GCUCAGCCCACACGUAAAGCCCAGGCAAAAAGCUCACUUUUUCUUCAGAUUACAAUUAGUACCUUCUGUGUUUUCCAACAUCUCCGACCUGCUCAGGGAAAGAACAAUGCAGACUCCUAAAUCAUUCCUCCUCCUUUUGCUCAGCCAAAGUCUGGCAGUGCACCAUGUCAUUGGAGACAUGAACGAUCCGUCGACCUACCGAGGUUCAGUUUUCCCUUGUGCAACUGGGCAAAGCGGGUACUGUGGGCUUGAAAUUAAGCAGCAGGCAAUUUUCUACAUGCUCUAUGCUCGAAAGUCCACCAAGCCCCCGAUCACGUUUGAUUGCAAUGAACAAUCUGGGACUACUCCCUAUUGCUGUAAUGACAAAAAGUUCUCCUAUACCGAUCCCAAGAAAAAUAUAACUUCCACAACCAUUGUUAAAAAUACCUGUAGCAUAGGCAAAAAGUCUCAGAACUGAUUCACAAUGUUAAUCAGAUCUUUGACUGGUUUACCUUCAAGUUCAUACUUUUUCUCUCAAAUAAGUCAAACCCCAUUUUUGAUUGAGACAGU
This is a messenger RNA of Puccinia graminis f. sp. tritici CRL 75-36-700-3, 549 nucleotides long. RefSeq lists its product as uncharacterized. Bases 107 to 457 code for a protein of 116 amino acids. The record is from RefSeq and is a predicted model, not a curated record. NCBI's taxonomy places the organism in Eukaryota, Fungi, Basidiomycota, Pucciniomycetes, Pucciniales, Pucciniaceae. The transcript has 3 exons.